AUGGAUCCACGUGAAGCAGCACAGUAUGGGAAUGUUGAAAGGCUGCAACAAUUGCUAGAUAGCGGUGCUAUUACCCCGGACUGGACCGACUCGGACGACUGCUCUCUUCUUCACUGGGCUGCCAUCAACAAUCGAUUACAUGUAGCUGAGCUCCUCCUACGGCGGCGAGCCAAUGUGAAUGCUGUAGGAGGUGUGCUGGCUUCGACACCGCUUCACUGGGCUGCUCGACAGGGACACGUUUUGAUGGUAGCCUUUCUGGUGACAAAUGGUGCUCAGGUGGAAAAACGCGAUGUUGAAGGAUUCACUCCACUCCAUGUCGCAGCUCAAUUUGGCGCCACUCCUGUCGUCGGUUACCUCAUCGCCCGGGGUCAAUCAGUCGACGCUCCAGAUGAGUCCCGGAUAACGCCAGCGAUGUGGGCAGCAGCGAAGUGUUCUCAAACCGAUCCCCUGCAAUUGUUGAUCACUCUCGGUGCUGAUGUGAAUAAAGCCGAUGCUGCCUACCAUAAUACUCCACUUCAUUGGGCUGCUACCAAUGGAAAUAUUACUGCUGUAAAUACUCUUCUCAAAGCUGAUUGCGAUCUAGCGGCAACAAAUCGCGAUAACGAAACCGCACUGGACAUCGCUGUACGUCGUGGUGACGCCAUUAUCAUCUCGAGAAUCGAGUUAGCGGCACGACAAAAGGGCCUCAUGAACUCCACAUGGAGGCAAAAACUCACCGAAAAUAAGAACACCUCAAGGCGGAUACUCUGGUGUGUGCCGUUCUUCCUCUACUUCUGUAUAUGGCUGAUUCUUCACCUGAGUACCUCACUUUCCAUUAAACUCGCUUAUCUCCUGCUAACUGCCAUUUUCUGCAAGUAUUUUCCACUAAAAUUCUCAAACUCUGAUCUACUGGACUCGAUACCGCCAUCAAUAGCGACUUCGACGAAAGUCACCCUGAUUCUCACUUGGUUUUUCUAUCUACAACCCAUAUCUACAUGGUACAUGCAAAUCGCAUUUUCACUUUCUAUUUUCGUGCUACCAUUCACGUUCUUCACGGUGUCUUAUUGUGAUCCGGGUUACAUCAAUACCACUUAUCAAGAGAGAUGUAAAACUAUUAUCAAUAUUAGUGAGGGGAAAUGCUCAUCAACAACGUUCUGUCCAACAUGUUUAUUAAUGAAACCGAACAGGUCCAAACACUGUCGGUAUUGUAAUCGAUGUGUUUCAAGAUUCGAUCACCACUGUCCGUGGAUCAACAAUUGUGUAGCUGCUAAUAAUCAUCGAGGUUUUAUCUGUUAUUUGCUGGUAAUUUCCGUUUCAACGGCGUUAUUUUGUUCUGCAGUUAUUUUAUAUUGGAGGGAUAUAUGUAUGGUGCACUCUAUGAAUGAUAUAAUCGCAUGUGAUCACUGGCUGUUAUUCGCCUUCCUGGUCAGUGCAGGAGUAUGUGGCUGGUCAUCAGCCAUGACCGGAAUUCAAUUCUAUCAAAUCGUAAUGGAAGUGACGACUAAUGAACGUUUGAAUAUUCAUCGUUAUUCACAAUUUCAAAUUGGUGUUAAUCAACUCGACAUUCGGAGUCCGUAUGAGUAA
Messenger RNA from Haemonchus placei, 1563 nucleotides. Lineage: Eukaryota; Metazoa; Nematoda; Chromadorea; Rhabditida; Trichostrongylidae. The record is from the annotation of a GenBank genome assembly.